AUGAGGUUGAAAGACUGGGCUUUUAUCAUCCUGUUAAUAAUCUCAGGAGAACUGUAUGCAGAAGAGAAACCCUGUGGUCUUCCUAAUGUGGAAAAUGGAAUGAUUGCCCAAUAUUACUAUACUUUUAAGAGUUUUUACUUUCCAAUGAGCAUAGACAAAAAGUUGUCAUUCUUCUGCUUGGCUGGUUAUACAACUGAAACUGGGAAACAAGAAGAUCGAACCACGUGUACUGGAGAAGGCUGGUCUCCAGAGCCCAGAUGCUUCAAAAAAUGCACUAAGCCUGAACUGAGAAAUGGUUAUAUCUCUGAUGUAAAAUUAUCGUACAAAAUUCAAGAGAACAUGCGUUAUGGUUGUGCUUCGGGCUACAAGACCACUGGAGGGAAGGAUGAAGAAGUGAUUCAAUGUCUCCCUGAUGGAUGGUCCUCUCAGCCAACCUGUAGGGUGGAACGUGAAACAUGUUUGGCACCUGAAUUAUAUAAUGGAAAUUAUUCUACAACACAGAAAACAUUCAAAGUGAAGGACAAAGUGCAAUAUGAAUGUGCUACUGGCUACUACACGGCUGGAGGAAAAAGGACCGAGGAGGUGGAAUGUCACACGUACGGGUGGUCUCUCACACCAAAAUGUACCAAAUUAAAGUGCUCUUCUUUAAGGUUGAUAGAAAAUGGUUAUUUUCAUCCUGUAAAGCAAACCUAUGAAGAAGGGGAUGUAGUUCAGUUUUUCUGUCAUGAAAAUUACUAUCUAAGUGGACCUGAUUUGAUUCAGUGCUAUAGCUUUGGUUGGUAUCCAGAAUCUCCUGUAUGUGAAGGAAGAAGAAAUCGAUGUCCUCCUCCACCUCUGCCUCUAAACUCCAAAAUUCCAACAUAUUCAACAACUUAUCGUCAUGGAGAAAUAGUUCAUAUAGAAUGUGAACUUAAUUUUGGGAUCCAGGGGUCAGAAGACAUACAUUGUGAAAAUGGAAAAUGGACAGAACCUCCAAAAUGCAUUGAGGAAAAGGAGAAGACGGUUUGUGAGGAGCCACCCUUCAUUGAGAACGGUGCAGCAAACCCACAAGCUAAGAUUUAUUACAAUGGAGAUAAAGUGACAUACGGAUGUAAAGCCGGCUACCGUCUCCGUGGAUCAAAUGAGAUAACUUGUAAUCGUGGGAAGUGGACACCUGCCCCUGAGUGUGUUGAAAAUAAUGAGAAUUGUAAGCCUCCACCUGAUGUCACAAAUGGAGCCGCUGUGGGUGGGUUGUUGGCAAGCUACACAACAGGGUCUUCGGUGGAAUAUCGAUGCAAUGAAUAUUACUUACUGAAGGGGUCAAAAGUAUCUCACUGUGAACAAGGAAAGUGGUCACCCCCACCUGUCUGCUUGGAGCCAUGUGCUGUUAAUGCGGAUUACAUGAACAGAAAUAACAUACGGAUGAAGUGGAAAUACGAAGGGAAGGUCUUACAUGGAGAUUUAAUAGAUUUUGUGUGUAAACAAGGGCAUUCCUUACCUCCAUCAACUCCGCUGUCUGAGUUAACCGUGCAGUGCAACAGAGGCGAACUGAGAUAUCCCUCGUGUGUGAGACAAGAAUCUAAAGGAAUGUGUGCAUCUCCUCCACUUAUUAAAAAUGGAGUUAUUAUUAGUUCAACAGUAGACAUCUAUGAAAAUGGUUCCUCAGUAGAAUACAGAUGUUUUGAUCACCAUUUCCUACAAGGGUCUAGGGAGACCUAUUGUUUAGAAGGAGUGUGGACUACGCCACCAUCGUGUUUAGAGCCUUGCAUAUUAUCUUUUGCUGAAAUGGAAAAGAAUAAUUUACUCCUGAAAUGGAAUUUUGACAAUAGACCACAUAUUUUCCAUGGCGAGUAUAUUGAGUUUCUUUGUAAAAGAGAUACUUACAUGACAGAGUCAUCUGUACUUGGAUCUGAACUUAGAGUGCAAUGUGACAGAGGGCAGUUAAAGUAUCCAAGAUGUAUUCAAAGAGAAAGGUAA
Messenger RNA from Cynocephalus volans (Philippine flying lemur), 1956 nucleotides. RefSeq names its product coagulation factor XIII B chain (gene F13B). Gene Ontology annotation, biological process: blood coagulation. Lineage: Eukaryota; Metazoa; Chordata; Mammalia; Dermoptera; Cynocephalidae. The record is from RefSeq and is a predicted model, not a curated record. The transcript has 11 exons. The coding region runs from base 1 to 1956 and encodes 651 amino acids.